AUGAAGCUUACUGACACUUUCUUCAAGACUCAUCGCCGUGAUCAAUUGCCUACCGCAUUGUUUGGGCAAGAUGGAAUACACGGCACAGACGAGAUGGCUCGCAAUGCUCACGAACGGUAUGCUCAAAUCAUGAGUGAUGUUGAAGGGCUCAUCAACGAUCACAUCUCCCGCCAAAAAGAAGGCACACAUACGCACUCCAAGCUCAAAUUGCUAGUUCCGACUGUUGGUGUCUUCUUCACUCCUCUCAUGCUUAGGGAUGCAUUUGAAUGGCAAGACCAAAGACGAUACAUAAGUUCAAGGAGAUUUGUGGCUCCCAGUUUCAACGAUAUCCGUCUGAUUCUAAAUACUGCCCAGGUCAUGUCUUUGGUCAAACACAGCCGUCUGGACCUUGUCACAUUCGAUGGUGAUGUUACACUCUACGAUGAUGGCCAGUCCCUGACAGAUGACAACCCAGCCAUUCCUCGCAUUUUAGAGCUGAUGAGAAAUGGCACUCGCAUCGGCAUCGUGACUGCAGCUGGCUACACCGAAGCAUCCAAGUACUAUGGUAGACUACACGGUCUACUCGAUGCCAUAGCUACGUCCGAUCUCUCAGACGAUGUUAAGAAGAAUCUCAUCGUUCUUGGAGGAGAGGCGAGCUACCUGUUCCAAUUCGCUAGUGAAAGCCCGGAUAGACUCGUUGCAAUCCCUCGCAAGCAGUGGUCGCUCCAGGAGAUGCAAUCUUGGACUCAAGAGGAUGUUACAGAGCUGCUGGAUAUCGCUGAAAAGUCCCUCCGCAGUUGUGUCGACGCCAUGAGGCUCAAGGCUGACAUCCUUCGAAAAGAAAGAGCAGUCGGCAUAAUUCCAGUCGAAGGAUUUAAGCUCUCGCGGGAACAGCUGGAGGAGACUGUCCUUGUCUGCCAGAAGACACUGUUACUGACACACUCAAAGNGCGGAAGCGACGUCUUCAUUGACAUUGGCGACAAGUCCUGGGGUGUUCUGAGUUGUCAGAGAUACUUUGGUGGAAUAGAAGGAAACAAGUCUCUCCACGUCGGCGACCAAUUCUUAUCAAUCGGAGCGAAUGAUUUCAAGGCUAGGUUUGUGAAUCGUCAGCACUAUUUUGCGGUACAUGCUGACAAACAGUNNAGGCUUGCGUGUACGACGGCAUGGAUUGCUAGCCCCGCAGAGACGGUUGCACUCUUGGACGAAAUUUCUCAGCUCUCGACAGCUCCCGAGUCGCUCCCAAAGGACGCCAACUUCGAGGACCAAGGGAAGAUGGUGUAA
Molecule: messenger RNA, 1260 nt
Organism: Aureobasidium vineae
Lineage: Eukaryota; Fungi; Ascomycota; Dothideomycetes; Dothideales; Saccotheciaceae
Source: the annotation of a GenBank genome assembly